UCUGUGCCACCGCCUCUCCUCGGCCCUUGCGGGCGCUGCGCGGAGGCUGCGGCCCUGGAGGGGCUCCGCGGCGCGGCCCGGCCCGGCCCCGGUCGUCCCGGCCCUGAGGUCCCCAGCGCGUCCCUGGGCGGAAGAUGCGAGGCGCGGCGGAGGGCCGGCUGUGAGCUGCGGCGGGGGCAGAGGCCCGGCGGUGUCCCCGGAGCGGGGCCGGAGCCCGCCCUCAGGCCGGCGGCCGGAGGAUGCGGAUCGAGCCUCCCCGCCGAUGAGAGGGAGGAUGGGAACCCAGGGCAGCCCGGUGAAGAGCUACGAUUACCUCCUCAAGUUCCUGCUGGUGGGGGACAGCGACGUGGGCAAGGGGGAGAUCCUGGAGAGCCUGCAGGACGGCGCCUCCGAGUCCCCCUACGCCUACAGCAACGGGAUUGACUACAAGACCACUACUAUCUUGCUGGAUGGCAGGAGGGUCAAGCUGGAGCUGUGGGACACCUCAGGGCAGGGAAGGUUUUGCACCAUCUUCAGAUCCUACUCCAGGGGAGCCCAGGGCAUCCUCCUGGUGUAUGACAUCACCAACCGCUGGUCCUUCGACGGCAUCGACCGCUGGAUCAAGGAGAUCGACGAGCAUGCCCCCGGGGUGCCUCGGAUCCUGGUGGGGAACAGGCUGCACCUGGCCUUCAAGAGGCAGGUGCCCACGGAGCAGGCCAGGGCCUAUGCAGAGAAGAACUGCAUGACCUUCUUUGAGGUCAGCCCCCUCUGCAACUUCAACGUCAUCGAGUCCUUCACCGAGCUCUCCCGCAUCGUCCUCAUGCGCCACGGCAUGGAGAAGAUCUGGAGGCCCAACAGAGUGUUCAGCCUGCAGGACCUGUGCUGCCGAGCCAUCGUCUCCUGCACGCCGGUGCACCUCAUCGACAAGCUGCCCCUGCCUGUCACCAUCAAGAGCCACCUCAAGUCCUUCUCCAUGGCCAACGGGAUGAACGCAGUGAUGAUGCACGGCCGCUCCUACUCGCUGGCCAGCGGCGGCGGCGGCGGCGGCAGCAAAGGCAACAGCCUCAAGAGGUCCAAGUCCAUCCGGCCGCCCCAGAGCCCCCCACAGAACUGCUCCCGCAGCAACUGCAAGAUCUCCUAGCAGGACCCCGGCAGCCCACCCGCGGA
Molecule: messenger RNA, 1146 nt
Organism: Dryobates pubescens (Downy woodpecker)
Lineage: Eukaryota; Metazoa; Chordata; Aves; Piciformes; Picidae
Gene: RAB40C
Product: RAB40C, member RAS oncogene family
Exons: 7
Coding region: 263-1120 (285 amino acids)
Biological process (GO): protein localization to plasma membrane; intracellular signal transduction
Cellular component (GO): endosome; synaptic vesicle; plasma membrane
Molecular function (GO): GTP binding; GTPase activity
Source: RefSeq, a predicted model, not a curated record